AUGGGUAUCGAGGAGCGCAGCCUCACGACAUUCUCCACCAGGGCCCAUGCAACGCCAUCAUGCGGCUUCUAUCACCCGUCACAGCUGAGACGACGCCAGUACCUGUGUAACGUCACCAAGCCUGACAUGUACCUGGUCAGAGUGGUCCUGCCGAAGUCUGGCUCCACUGUGGGCUUUGGCCAGGUCAGGGACAUCUUGAAGAGGGAGUUCAACCGCUCAGUGGAGUUGCAGUUCCUGAGAACUCCGUCUAGCUUUGCGUUCCGUGUUGUGGCGGGACCUCUGAUCUUCACUGCCAUGUCUGUCGUCAACGCUCUGCGCCAAUCAACACAAAGCUCCUCCUUGUUCCCAACUGUCUCACCCCUCUACGGCAUACCUGAUCGCAAGUACCAGAUACGCUCUGUGCUGCAGUUUGUGCCCGGUCACGUGGAUGUGCGUGUGUGUAACUUCAGUGAGCGAGUGGAGAGAGGACUGCUGAUGGCCUACACGGAGACACGCAGACGCGCACACGAAUUUGGCAACGUUACUGUACAGCUGCUGAACAUCACCAUGGGUCAGGCCAAGCCACAGGGUGACCAGAAGGUUCCGGUGGACAUCACGUUUGCGUUGCGUGAUGGGCGGGGCUACCUGUUGGGGUCAGAGGUCAGCGGUCACCUGAGACGCCUAAGCACGGUGGAGUUCAGCUUCUACCUGGGCUUCCCCGCGCUGCAGAUCGCUGAACCCUUCCACUACCCCGAGCUGAACGUUUCUCACCAUCURCGCUCCUCCUGGGUCCGCACAGCGAGGAGGCCCAGUAGAGGAAAGUACCUGAUCCAGGCCAGGACCAGUCUGAUACGCUUGACUACCUCCCACCAGCAACCCUCCUAUACCCAACUACGCACUGGAUUCCGAGAUACCGGACGCUCCCUAGACGAAGCCUGUAAGAUUCCACAGCCAGUCGAAUCGUUGUUCUCUGACCACUACACAUAG
This is a messenger RNA of Salvelinus sp. IW2-2015, 966 nucleotides long. The record is from RefSeq and is a predicted model, not a curated record. NCBI's taxonomy places the organism in Eukaryota, Metazoa, Chordata, Actinopteri, Salmoniformes, Salmonidae.